GUGGAGAGGGGAGAGAAGGCCAGCACUCGGAGCCCAAGUCCGCUGAACCAGCUGGAACUCCACUCGCCUCUUCUUCUCGCUCUUCUCUUACUUUUGCGCUCUGUUUCGCCUCAUUAGCUCGCCUCCUGAGCGCCCGCCAGUGCUCCUCGGCCGCCCCCUCCCGCGCGUGGUACGGCCCGGCGGGCGCGCAUCCAGGCACAGGUUAUAAAGGCCCUGCUGCGGCAGCCGACUGCGGACUCAAGAUGCGCCCGAAAGAGUUGGGGCAGGGUUCAGCCGGCGACUGGCCGGGACCCGGCGAUCCGGCAGCAGUCACCCCAGCUCCUCCGCCCGCAGCCAAUCCCGCUCCAGAGCCCUCCGCCGAGCCUGAAUCCGCCCCUGUGCUGGUACCGGCGGCAGGACAGGCAGCAGGAUCCGGAUCCGCAACCGUCUCGGGACCCUCAGCGGGAGCUCGCCCGGCCUCCAAGGCUGGAUCGGAGGCAGGAGUCCAGCGCGCGUCCGCAUUCUCGGCAGUCCAGGGGAAUGCCCAGUCCGUGCCCGACAACUCGGACGCGCCGUGGACUCGCUUCAUAUUCCAAGGUCCAUUUGGCCCCCGGGCCGCUGGCUUGGGGACUGGAAAGGCAGCGGGUAUCUGGAAGACGCCGGCUGCCUACAUCGGCCGGCGGCCUGGGGUGUCGGGCCCCGAGCGCGCCUCCUUUAUUCGGGAGCUGGAGGAAGCGCUGUGUCCUGACCUACACCCACCAGUGAAGAAAAUCACCCAAGAAGAUGUCAAAGUGAUGUUAAGUUUGCUAGAGGAGAGAGAGCGGGACCUGAACACGGCAGCUCGCAUUGGCCAGUCCCUGGUGAAACGGAACAGUGUUCUGAUGGAGGAGAACAGCAAGCUGGAAGCCAUGCUGGGCUCGGCCAGGGAGGAGAUUUUACGUCUCAGACACCAGGUGAGCCUGCGGGAUGACCUCCUUCAGCUUUACUCAGACUCUGAUGAUGAAGAGGAGGAGGACGAGGAGGAUGAAGAAGAAGAGUGGGGGCAUGGUCAUCCCUACGAAGCCUCAGAUCCGACUCCUCUGACAGAGUCAGAAUCACACCACUGCCCGCAGCUGGAGGCCCUGCAGGAGCGGCUGCGGCUGCUGGAGGAGGAGAACGAGCAGCUGCGAGAGGAGGUCUCUCAACUCGAUGACCUUGAGGAGGAGAGACAGAUGUUCAUCCUGGAUUGUGUGGAGCAGUUUUCGGAGGCCAGCCAGCAGAUGGCCGAGCUGUCGGAGGUGCUGGCACUCAGGAUGCAGAACUAUGAACAGCAGCAGAGAGAGGCUGCCCAGCUGCGGGCCCAGGUCAUGAAGCUGCAGCAGUGCUGCCAGUCGUAUGGGGCUGAGGCUGAGAAGUUGCAGCAGCAGCUGGCUUCGGAGAAAGAAAUCCAGAUGCAGCUCCAGGAUGAGCUGCAGGACCUACGGGAGAAGUACUCUGAGUGUGGGAGCAUGCUGAUUGAGGCCCAGGAGGAGGUGAAGACCCUCCGCCAGCAAGCCCCGGCGUCCACGGGCUCUGUCACCCACUACACGUGCACUGUACCUCUGGAGGCACUUCCUGAUUUCCAGGAGACCCUGGCUGAGGAGCUCAGAACGUCUAUAAGGAGGAUUAUCUCAGACCCUGUGUUUUUUAUGGAAAGGAAUUAUGAAGUGACUCCAGAGGAGACCUCAGUUCUGGGCUAUGAGCUGCACUACAGUGAAGAUCGAGAGCGGGAGCGGGGGCUCGAGGCAGAGGAGGGGCUGAUGUCGGCUGAGGAUUUCAUGCCUGCGGAGGAGUUGGUGCCUGAGGAGGAGCUGGGGGCCACAGAAGAGGCCCUGCCAGCUGACGAGGGGGUGACGGAAGAGGCAGAGCUGGUGUCUGAGGAGGCUGAGGCCUGGGAAGAGGUGGAGCCCGAGCUGGAUGAGGCAACGCGGAUGAAUGUGGUCACGUCAGCCCUGGAGGCCAGCGGCUUGGGCCCCUCCCACCUGGACAUGAAGUAUGUCCUCCAGCAACUGGCCAACUGGCAGGACGCCCAUUACACAGAGCUGAGGCAGAAGACGCUCCAGAAAGGUGAGUGCUCCCGUGGGGGCCUCCCUCCGGCCAGCCGGACAAGCUGCAGAUCGUCAAGCCGAUGCAAGGUGAGGGUAGGUGAGCCCCCCAAACGCUCACUUACCCCAGCCCCGCCCCACCCAGCGUGCUGAUUUGCAUGCACUUUGCAUAUCAUUUACAUAGGCACCUCAGGUCCCCCUCAGUGGGAGCUGUGGCCCCAAUGCUUAUUUACGUGGAGUUUGCAUAGGAUUCCAGAUCUUCACCCUUUUUGCUCCUGGGGCUGGGCUGGGGGUCAGGGCGCGGACUGUAGCCCCUCACUGCGUCUCAGCUUCCUGUCUCGGCCUGCCCCCUUCCCGUGUCCCCCACCGCCACCUCCCCCAUCCCCAAGGCUCCCCAACCCUGCAGCAGGGGCAGCAGCCAAAACAAACAUGGGGGGCGGGGUCGUGGAGCAGCAGCUGGGGGGGCCAACCCAGGACUUUCGGAGGCUGGAGGAGGAAAGGGCCAAUCACCCUCCCAGGGCCUGGGAGGAAGAGGGGCCUUCUGGGGCCACCCAGGCCAUUGGGACGAAAGCCUCUGCCAGCAAGGGCCACAGUCAGACCAGUCCCCUGGGUGAGUCUGAAGGUGGGCUAGGGGCUCCUACAGGGUGAUGGGGGGCGGUUAAGGUCUCCUCUCCCCAGCUGGAAGCCCCAAAGGUUGGGGAGUAACACCUGCUGAGUUCAGGCCUUGUGCUAGGCCGUGAGAGCCCUGCCUUGAGGAGUUCGUGGAGAUAUCAAAGAUGAUUUAGUGAUGCGAAUUAUCUUCUCUAAUCCUCACACCCCUGUAGGUACGUGUUAUCCCCAUUUGGAGAGGAAACGGAGGUUCAGAGAGCAAAAUAAUUUGUUCAAGGCCACUGAACCCGUUUUCGUCACUGCUAUGCCAUAAUGACUUCCCUGACCCAUCCCUCCCCUCUAACCCUGUCCUGGUGCCUUCUUGGCCUUCUGGGUGAGCUGUGAUGUUUAUAACCUGUUGGUAGCCUCACCAUUAUAUCUGAUCUGCCCUGACUCUGAUGGCCGUUUGGUCACUGCUGGGUGGCCUCAUCGGGGUCGCCAUGUAAGGUUGUGCAGGUUGUAAACUUAAUGGUGACCUCUAUGACUGGACAACCUGCAUAACUCUCAAUGGUGGCUGUCUCUUUCUGAUAUAGCUGACCAGGCGUAGCCCCUGCCUGCUGCCCAGGCCAGACCUGUGGUCCUCAGGCCCCCAGUUCUCGUCCACCCACUUCUUUUCCAGGCUUUGCUGUUUCCCAGCAGCCUGCAGAGGCCCCAUAGACAGCCUGAGGCCCCUCCUUCCGCUGCCUGGCCAAGCCCCACCCUCCCCAGACCUCCCUUCCCUUGCUCAGAAACCGGACCCCCGAUCUGUCACCAGCCCACCCGCUGUCCUGAUGAACCUGGGCCGGAACUUGAGGGCCCAAGCCUUGACCCUCUUCUGGGACAGGCUGAAGGAACCCCGGCCCUCGUUCUGCAGUUGGUGCAAAAGCUGUGGCUGCUGGGCCUGGAUCACUUGGUGGCCCCAGGGGCGUAAGAAGCUCAGGGGGUGUAAGAAGCCCAGGGGGAGGCCCACCAGCUACCAGACUCGGCUCUGAGCUGGGGCAGGGCUCAGGCCCGGGGUGUAGGAAGUUGUUUUGAGCACCUUGCUCACUACAUGCCCCUCACCCCUUGACCCCCAAAUCAAAGGUGGCUUCCCAGUCCUUGGUGACUUUUAGGGACCUGGUCGUCUUUUCCAGUUCUUAGCUCUUUCUUCUCAGUCCCUAAUUGCUGUGUGUAACCAGAAGCAUCUGUCUGUGUGGGCGAGGACUCCCUCUGCCCGGGAUGGGGGUGCAGGGCUCCCUCCCCUCCCCUGCCCUCCCCACCUCCCCACCUGUGGCCUGUGAGUGUCCAGGCUCCCUCCCAAGGCCCUGUCACUCCCCACCACGUCCUCUCCUCAGUGCCCCUUGUUUCCUUGUUCUAGAUGUUUCGCCCUUUCCCACCCUUUACUCAUAAACACCUGGAGUCGGGGGCUCAGGCCCCCGUCGGUAUCUGCCCACUUCCCCAUAGUGCUUCUCAUGCGUCUGUUGCUUGUCAGCCCAUGUACGUGCCGGUGAAGGAAAUAAAGGACCUGUGCGCU
This is a messenger RNA of Delphinapterus leucas (beluga whale), 4182 nucleotides long. NCBI's taxonomy places the organism in Eukaryota, Metazoa, Chordata, Mammalia, Artiodactyla, Monodontidae. The record is from RefSeq and is a predicted model, not a curated record.